Molecule: messenger RNA, 3789 nt
Organism: Physella acuta
Lineage: Eukaryota; Metazoa; Mollusca; Gastropoda; Physidae
Product: transcription elongation regulator 1
Cellular component (GO): nucleus
Molecular function (GO): transcription coregulator activity; RNA polymerase binding
Source: RefSeq, a predicted model, not a curated record
CGAGGCCAUUAGACAAAAAUGGCUGACAUGGAAGCUAUGGAUGCGAUGGGCGAUGAAAUACCGGACGAUAAUGUUCCUAAUUCUGGAAUGAUGGACGAUGACGAAGAAAAUGAAAAUGACCAUAAUCUUGUACAUGAUCAUAUGAACGAUGACAUGAGCAAUCACCAUGGCAUGGGAAUGGGAAAUGAAGAAGACGAAAUGGGUAUGGGCAUGGGCAUGGACGGAGGAAUGGGGAUGAUGAUGGGCAUGGGAAAUGAAAUGAAUAUGAUGGGAAUGGGAGACGGUCAAUCUGAAAUGGAUAUGAGCAUGAUGGAUGGCGGAAUGCAAGGUGAUUUUAAUAAAUUUAACCGGUUUCCCGGACCUAGAGGUCGUGGCGGCUUUAUGGGACCAAGAGGACCUGGAGGACCCAGGGGAUUCGGAGGACCCCGUGGACCAAUGCCAAUGGGCAUGAGAGGCCCACCUAUGGGAAUGCGAGGACCUCAUGGGAUGAGGGGACCACCACGUGGACCACCCUUUGGCAGGCCACCAUUUGAUCCAAACUAUGGACCACCUGGUAUGGGGCCUAAUCAAGGAAUGAGAGGACCUGGCAUGAAUGGACCAAUGAUGGGAGGACCUGGAAUGGGACCGAAUGGACCUGGCAUGGGACCUAAUAUGGGGGGUAUGGGACCAAAUGGACCAGGAAUGGGACCUGGGAUGCCCCCAGGUAUGGGUCCUCAGGGAAUGAAUAUUAACAAUAAUAAAAGACCUUUGAUGCCACCACCAAAUUUUCCACCUCCAAAUUUCUCAAUGCCUCCUCCUGGAUUUUCCAAUGGAAUGCCCCCGGGUAUGAUGGGUGGUAUGAAUAUGCCACCACCUCUGCCACAUCCACCACUAGAUCCAGCAACACAGGACAUCUGGGUUGAAACUAAAUCUCCAGAAGGCAAAGUUUACUACUACAGCGCAAGGACCAGAGAAUCUGCAUGGACAAAGCCGGAAAAUGCUAGAAUUGUUACCCAACUGGAAUGGGAAGCUUUUCAGACCAGUCAGGCACAAGGUGUUGCAGGGGGACCAUCAACUGCAGCUCAGGCUGCUGUUGCCCAAGCCCAAGCAGCAUCACAGCAGAUGCAAGGGCCUGGCGAUCAGUCUGCUAUGGCACUUUCAGGUGCAGGCCAAGGUUUUAAUCCUGGUUUAUUGCCACCAGGAUUUACUAAUCCAUUCAUGCAACACCAAAUGCCAGUUGGAAACACCCCUGACAUUCCAAUGCAGCAACCUACAAAACCUCCUGAAGUUGCUGAAUGGUCUGAACAUAAAAACACGGAUGGCAAAAGCUACUAUCAUAAUUCACGAACUCAGGAGUCAGUUUGGGAAAAACCACAGGUCUUAAAAGAUUGGGAAGCAAAACUGGAGCAGCUACAGAACUCAGGAUCUCAAGUGCAGUCACAAGUACAACAGCGAGCACCAGAAGUUAUUAAAGUGGAUGCUGGUGAUAGUUCUGAUGAAUCAGAAAAAGAUGAAGAGGAGGAAAAGAAAGAGAAGCCAGAAGAAAUGACUGAAGAGCAGAAAGCAGCUGAAAAAUCUAGACCUGUUUCCAGUACUCCUGUACCUGGAACACCAUGGUGUGUUGUGUGGACUGGGGAUGGUCGCUGCUUUUUCUAUAAUCCUAGCCAGCGUCUUUCUGUCUGGGAAAAGCCAGAGGAUCUUCAGAAUAGACCGGAUGUGGAUAAGUUGCUUUCAUCGAAACCUGAUGCCAAAGCAGCUGAGAAAAAGAAAGAGGAAAAAGUGGAAGAAGAAGAGCCACCAGCAAAGAAAAAAAAGCCCGAGCCAGAACCAAAGGAAGAGAAGAAAGAAGGAGGGUUACCAAAGCAAAUAGAUGUUGGUAAAGAAGCUGCUAUUGAAGCUGAAGUACAGGCUGCUAGGCAAAGAGCAAUAGUUCCUCUAGAAAUACGAAUGAAGCAGUUCAGAGAUAUGCUCGCAGAGAAAGAGGUAUCUGCUUUUUCAACUUGGGAAAAAGAGCUGCAUAAGAUUGUUUUCGAUCAGCGCUACCUUUUAUUAACUUCACGAGAAAGGAAGCAGGUAUUUGAACAGUAUGUGAAAGAAAGAGCUGAAGAAGAAAGACGUGAAAAACAUCGCAGAAUUAAAGAAAAGAAAGAAGCCUUCAAGCAGCUUAUGGAGGAAAGUAAACUUCAUGGAAAGUCAUCCUUCAGUGAUUUUGCUUCAAAAUAUGGUAAAGAUGAACGCUUCAAAGGCAUUGAUAAAAUGCGUGAGAGAGAGUCGAUGUUUCUAGAUUUUGUGAGUGACCUGCGGAAAAGAGAGAAAGAAGAGAAAUCUGUACUAAAGGAAAAGCUGAAGUCUGACUUCAUUAAAUUGCUCAAGGAAACAUCUGGAAUUGAGCGCAAUUCGAGAUGGAGUGAAAUAAAGAAAAAGAUUAACUCUGAUCCCCGUUAUGAGGCAGUUGACAGCAGUUCCCGUAGGGAAGAUUGGUUCAAAGAAUAUGUCAAAACAGUUGAUGAGGCUAACUCAGAAGACGAAGAGCGCAAAGAACGAGAAAAGCAAGAAAGAAUUGAAGCUAGUAUUAAGAAAAGGGAAGAGGAAGUUAAGCAGUCAUUGUCAUCCUCAUUGAGAGAAAGAGAUAAAGAACGAGAACAGCACAAAAAAGAUGAAGCUAUCCAGCAUUUUAAUGCCCUACUUGCAGAUCUGGUACGAAAUAAUGAAGUUACCUGGAGGGAUACUCGCAAACAACUUCGUAAAGAUCAUAGAUGGGAGUUGACUGAUUCCUUAGAAAGAGAUGAAAAGGAAAAACUGUUUGACACUCACAUUGAAGGUCUCUACAAGAGAAAUCGAUCCAUGUUUCAUUCUCUGCUUGAUGAAACAGAGAUAUCUUUGACAUCCACCUGGAAGGAAGUUAAAAAGCAAAUCAAAGAGGAUCCUAGAUACAGCAAGUUUUCUUCAAGUGAUCGAAAAAGAGAGAAAGAGUUCACGGAGUACAUGCAUGAAAAAUUUGUGAAUGCCAAAGCAGAUUUUCGUGAAUUAUUGCGUGAGACUAAAGUAAUCACAUACAAAACUAAGAAAUUUUUAGAUGAAACUGAAGGCCAUCUUGAGGAUAUAGAAAAAGUCCUAGAGAACGACAAGCGGUUUUUGACACUAGAAUGUGUACCAGAUGAAAGGAGAAAGAUUCUUCUCUCCCAUAUUGAUGAACUGUAUCAGAAAGGCCCUCCACCUCCUCCUACAGCUUCUGCACCUUCUCAUAGAGGACUGAAAUGAUUCAGUAUGGCGUGCAAAAAUAAAAGCCUAAUGGCAGUUGUUCUUGCUAUUUUGUAUGAGAGAAAAAUAGAAAGCUUUUUAACCUUUACAUUUUUCCCAUUUUUAAAGUAACUUUUAUUUUUAGUAGCAGUCUGCUUUCUUUCUUAACACAGCAAAUUUUUGUCAACAUUUUUAUCUUUUUUGGACUUUUGAAUAAAAGUGUCAAUUUUUAGUUGCGUUUUCCAUAUUGGCAAUAAAAAUGUUUAGUAAAAACUUUUACAUUUGAAUUAUCGAGCUUAUUUUUUAAAUCUUUGGACCCAAAAAUAAAUGAAUUGCAUACAAGAUUUGGUCAUAAAUGUCAAACAUUUAGUAAAACAAUAGUGGUGAGACUGAAUGCUUGUAAUAGCUUUAUCUCCUUCCUUAAAAAUCACAGACAAAAAAAGGUUGUUAUAAAUAAGUGCACAGUAUUUAACAUUUGUAAUUAGUUAACAAAUCUUUUUUAGAAGUCAAAUGAAUUUUUUUUCUGUUAUUGUUUUUGUUGGUAUUAUAAUAAAGUGGAAGAAUUUUAAA